Molecule: messenger RNA, 921 nt
Organism: Carassius auratus (goldfish)
Lineage: Eukaryota; Metazoa; Chordata; Actinopteri; Cypriniformes; Cyprinidae
Product: calcium-activated potassium channel subunit alpha-1-like
Exons: 3
Coding region: 403-906 (167 amino acids)
Source: RefSeq, a predicted model, not a curated record
GUUUGGAGACGUUCUGACGGGCAUCAGACUGACUGACUCCGCCCUCCGGCACCUGCACGCGCCGCGGAGAGACCGGAGCUGAACGCAACACGUUAUUAGUGAACGACAGAGAGCGCACGGAAGGUCCGCUCCGGGGGAAACGGUGUUCGCGGACGGCUAGGCGGGCAUGUUUUCUAUCGUGAAACGUACUUAGAGUAUAAACUCGUUUAAAGACGCCACGACGCGUUUCCAGUGGCGUUUGCCUGCGUUUUAAGCACCGCGCGGAGAACCGAGCAGCGGGCGAGAGCGCGGAGCGCAGCGGGAGGAGAGUGCGCGCACACAGGGACACUCACGCGGGGCUCUACGCCCUGCCAGACAUGGCUGAUCGUCGGGGCGCAGGGGGGGUCUCCAGAAAGACGCUCGAUGCUCCCCACUGAAGAAGCAGAAGAUGAUGAUGAUGAUGAUGAUGAUGAGAAGCAGCUCUCCACAAUAACGACCUAUCAUCCACUAAAGCCUCGGAACAUGGAUGUGAUUAUCCCCUACACCAGUGAUAUGCCCUGUGGGUCACAGAAGAUGUGGUGGGCUUUCCUCGCCUCCUCCAUGGUCACCUUCUUCGGGGGUCUCUUCAUCAUCCUCCUGUGGAGGACCCUUAAGUACCUGUGGAUGGUGUGCUGCCACUGCAAGGGUAAAAAGAAGGACGUGCAGCGGGUCAGUAACCCGGUGGUCCUCAGUGACGGUGUGGUUAAAGUGGUGGGUCAGCGGGAGGCGGAGGCGGCGGUCACCGAGGUGGGAUGGAUGACCUCAGUGAAGGACUGGGCCGGGGUCAUGAUCUCUGCUCAGACGCUCACAGGACGUGUGCUGGUGGUUCUUGUCUUUGCUCUGAGCAUCGGAGCCCUUGUGAUUUACUUCAUCGACUCCUCCAAGUGAGUUUAUGUCUUAUUU